AUGAAUACAGGAAAUACUCUGGAUAGUAAGUUUGUGACCGAAGGUUCGUGGAGGCCUGAGUUAUUUAAGGGUAAAGUGGCAUUUGUCACUGGCGGUGCUGGAACCAUAUGCCGAGUGCAAACAGAAGCAUUGGUUCUUCUCGGUUGCAAAGCUGCUAUUGUUGGAAGAGACCAGGAAAGGACACAGAAAGCUGCAAAAGAGAUUUCAGGAUUGGUGAAAAACGAUGAUGCAGUUUUGCCCAUCGCAAACGUUGACGUUCGUAAUUUUAAACAGAUGGAGGAUGCCGUUUUGAAGACCGUAAAGAAAUUUGGUAGGAUAGAUUUUGUUAUUGCCGGCGCUGCUGGCAAUUUUGUCUGCGAUUUCGCAAACCUCUCUCCAAAUGCCUUCAAAUCUGUUAUUGACAUAGAUUUAUUAGGGAGUUUCAACACGGCAAAGGCAUGCCUAAAGGAACUUAAAAAUUCAAAAGGUUCUAUUCUUUUCGUCUCUGCUACUUUCCAUUAUUACGGUGUACCUUUCCAAGGACAUGUCGGAGCCGCCAAAGCUGGCAUUGAUGCCUUGGCUAAGAACCUAGCGGUUGAAUUAGGCCCUCUAGGAAUACGCUCCAAUUGCAUUGCUCCAGGUGCUAUAGAUAACACAGAAGGUAUGAAAAGAUUGGCCGGAGCCAAGUAUAAAGAAAAGGCCCUGGCAAAGAUCCCCUUACAAAGGCUUGGAUCUACAAGAGACAUAGCCGAAUCAACCGUCUAUAUUUUUUCGCCUGCUGCGUCUUACGUCACUGGUACUGUCUUGAUUGUCGAUGGUGGUAUGUGGCAUUUAGGAACUUAUUUUGGACACGAACUAUACCCAGAAACCCUAGUCAAGAGUAUGGCAUCAAAACUGUAA
Saccharomyces eubayanus is the source of this 879-nucleotide messenger RNA. RefSeq names its product 2,4-dienoyl-CoA reductase (NADPH) (gene SPS19). The transcript has a single exon. Gene Ontology annotation, biological process: fatty acid catabolic process. The record is from RefSeq and is a predicted model, not a curated record. Lineage: Eukaryota; Fungi; Ascomycota; Saccharomycetes; Saccharomycetales; Saccharomycetaceae. Gene Ontology annotation, molecular function: 2,4-dienoyl-CoA reductase (NADPH) activity. Bases 1 to 879 code for a protein of 292 amino acids.